AUGUGGUUGAUUGUGGUAGAGGCUCUUGCCUGCAGCCUCGCAGUAUCCACCUCUGUCCUCCUGCCAGUUGUCGCGUUUGCUGCCCUUGCCGCCUCCUCAUGGUUACCUCCUGGCGCUUUGGCAAUUCCCGCACGCCCACACCCGCGGGCCUGUGCUUGUGCGUUGGGCAUCAGGCUAUUCGACCGGCGUGCCUUUGGUGCUUUGACCUGCUUACUGGUUUAUACCGCUGUCCUUGCGGUCAUCCCCGGCGCCGAUGCGGUCCAGCUCUCCUACCCCAAGGAGCUUGAGGAAGAUCCCCCCUCCGUUUGGCUUGGAUCCCGCCCGCAGGCAGGCAUCCGGAGCAUCGGAGCUGAUGUUAUCCGCGCCCUUCCUCGGCCAUUGAGGAGACCUGACCCAUGUCUUCCCCGUGUCGAAGGUCGUCAGCUCUGUCCGGAUAUCUUGGAAGAUGUUGAGUCCGAGUUCCUGGAUACCUUGGGCCCCACGCUCUUGGAGCAAUCCGUUUCCCACAGCCAAGGCUACCCGUUUUACCUUGCCUGCACUCUUUUGGAGGUUCUGUUUGAAUCUGCCCCUUCUCCCCUUGCCGAUGGCAACGAGCGUGGACCCUCCUCCAGCCCUCUGUGUCUGGAUCUCGUCACCUUGGUACCGGCCACUCCUUUUCAGCAGCAGGUCCAAAGCCUCCUAGAUCUCCUGCCAUGCCCGUUUGCCGGCGCACUGCCGGCGCCGCAUGAGGAACCUGACUGGUUGGACUCAGAUCUUCGGUGCAUACUGUCCGACCCCUGUGUUCCCCGUGCUUGGCGGGAGCGCUUUGCCGGUGUUCGGAAAUGGGUCCCCACAGCUCCUGAGGAUAUUGACCACCCUCUCUCCCGGCUGGAGAUCUACACUGAUGGCUCUGCAGGGAAAACGGAUGCUCAGCAGCUUUGCGGCCCCUGUGCCUGGGCAUUCUCUGUUUGGGCGAUUACUUCUGAGAAUAGUGCCCUACUUGGUUGGGCGGCACAUACUGCAGUUCCGCCUGAGACGCCAUAUUGGGUCGGAGAGAUCUAUGAUGAUGCGGUCGAAAGCGAAACUCUUGCGAUCCUCUGGGCCCUUGUGUGGGUCCUUGAACAUGGCUUCCGGUACAUGGUGCCCAUGUUACUGCAGUUUGAUGCCAGUGCUGUUGGUGAGGGUAUCUUUGGCCUUCAGCGGCCUCCACAACGUCAGGGCGCCAAAGGGCCCUCGAGACUUGUUGACCUUGCGGUUGCUCUGCGGCAACGUGCCACUGUUUGGUAUGGACUGCAGCACCGCCACAUACAUGGGCAUUCAGGUCUGUUGGGUAAUGAGUUGUGCGACCAGCUCGCUAAGUGGGCUAGGAGGACCCAUGAGGAUCCUUAUGACCGCCUUCUCCCGACAUGGCCUGCCCACCUCUUGGGCCACACUUUACAGGCUUGGGCUUGGAUGGGCCACCUAUCAAGCUCCCAACUCCCGGUACUGUCCGCGCUUGAGGCGGAGGCAGUCCGUCUGCAAUUGCAACCUACAGUUCCACCUAUUGCACCAUCGAUGGGUGUUGCGACUGUCAAGGAACCAGCGGUGUCCCUGGCCUUUUCCUUUACCGUGGUCUCCUAUAAUGUGCUGACACUGUUUGAUCCCGGCACGACUCAUGGCCGUAAGGCUAGGGCUGGUACCCAGGGCAUGCAGAUUACAGGCAAGAGACUUCUUCUGAAAAGGCAGAUGCAGGAAUGCGGUAUAUGGGCGCUUGGGCUGCAGGAGACUCGGCUUCCUGAGGACGCAGUGUUGCCCGAUGCAGAUCUGCUGAUGCUUAACGCUGCUGCCGACGAGCACGGACAAUACGGCUGUUCCCUUUGGCUUAACUUGCACCAGCACAUUGCAGAUGCGGAUGGGCACCGACGCUUCAUCCAUCGGGACCAGGUCGUUGUGACCAGUUAUUCACCCCGACAUCUUCAGGUGCAAAUCUGUACUCCUUGGUGCAACUUUACCAUUCUGGUUGCCCAUUGCCCACGUGUUGUCGGCACAGAUGGCAAGGCUGCCAUGGCCUUUUGGGCUGCGCGUGCUGCUGACCUUGGACGCCGACCUAGCGGCUCUGAAGUGAUUUUGCUUGUGGACGCCAAUAGUCGUGUCGGCAGUGUUCAGACUGCUGCCAUCGGUGACCACGAUGCCGAGGCUGAGGGAGUUGCCGGCGAACUAUUCCACGAAUUCCUUCUAUCCAUAGGAUGUUGCUUACCAGCCACGUUUGCUGAGCAUCAUUCUGGCCCUUCUUGGACUUGGAUUUCACCUGCUGGCGAGCACACCCAGUGCAGGUUGGAUUUUGUUGCCGUGCCUCAAGCCUGGCGAUCUUUCGCCCUGCAAAGUUGGGUUUGGGAUCAAUUGGAAUCUCUUCAGCCACGUUUAGAUCAUCGGCCCGCCUGCCUCGCUGUGAGUUUUGGUAAACGGGCUGCUCCGGUCUCUUACCAGAAAGCAGGCCGUCGUGCCUGUCGUCCUGUCAGCCAGCCGACUGCAGAGCAAAGGGCGAGGUUUAUGGACCGCCUCGCGCAGGAGGCUAGUAUUCCUUGGACAACGGGCCCGGAUCAGCAUUUUGCAGCUUUAGUUCCCAGCCUGACGGCCUCCUGUGCGCAACUGCAGCCAGAAGUGGAGGUUCGUGCCACUCAGGCACAUGUUAGCCCGGAGACUCUUCAGCUUGUACGGGUUCGUGCCCAACUGCGCAGCUACCUCCGCGCCGAGAAUGCGGAGGCACGGCGCCGCCGUCUCUUGAUAGGGUUUGCUGCUUUCGUCUCCGCCACCAGGGGACAUCCCUUGACUCGCCAUGCCUCUCAGGCUGCGCGUGGCUGGCUCCUGCAGAUCCAUCAUAGUGUCGCAGCCGCUGUCGCCAACCUACAGGUACUGACAGUUGAGAUUCGCCGUGCCCUCAAGCUCGACCGCACGGCCUAUCUACAUGCCCUGGUGCAGGAUGUUAGAUUGCAGGAUCUUAGAGACCCAAGGCGCCUUUAUGCUGCCGUUCGGCGUGCCUUUCCACAGGCUCGUACGGCGCGCCGGUCCUCUUUCAUCCCACUUCCCGCUGUCUUAGAUGCGGAAGGGAAGUUUGCGCAGACGCCACAAGACCGGCAUGAGCGAUGGAGGCGUCACUUUGCUGCACAGGAAGCCGGUCAGGUCGUGACUGCCCAGGAGUAUGAGGAAAGGUUUGCCACUCCUGACAUCCCGGUCCUUCCAGGACAUCCCGUUUUCGACAGUUGCAGUCUGCCGACAUUAGGGGACAUCGAGCAGCAAAUUGUUGCAUUACGCCCACAGAAGGCUGCCGGGGCGGAUGGUCUUACGGCCGAAGUCUACCGCCUCUCUCCUACGGCUGUAGCAACCUGCAUGCUUCCGCUGUUCCUGAAAUCAAGCCUGCAGGUUCGAGAGCCAGUUGAGUGGCGAGGCGGCUGUCUCGUCGCAUUGGCCAAGAAAGCUGCCGCGGCGCUCUGCUGUGAUAACUUCCGAUCCAUCCUGAUGGCCAGUACGAUGGGUAAGUUAUAUCACCGAGUGGUUCGCUCCAAGCUUCUUCCCCACCUGGAUGCCUUUAAAAGCGACCUGCAAGCCGGCACGUCACAGGGUGUCGGAGUGGAUACAGUCGCACUCAUGGUCCGCUCCUUUUUGGGAAUGAGAAUGCAGCGCUGCAGCGCGGCUGCAGUCACAUUCUAUGACAUCAAGUCGGCGUAUUACCGACUGUUGCGCCACACUUUAGUCCCCACCCUUGCCGAUGACCGGCCCUUGCUCCGCUUGAUACAUCAGCUCGGCCUUCCGGAGGCCGCCGUGACCGAGCUGCAUCAACAUCUGGCCAAUAUGGCAGUGCUUCAGGAUGCUCAGGUAAGUGAACAUACGAUUGCGAUCGUCACUGACCUAUUUCGUGGGACGUGGUUUAGACUAGACAAAUCCGCGAUCCUGACGAUGACUUCCCGGGGAAGCAGACCUGGUGACCCAUUGGCUGAUAUACUGUUUGGUUUCAGCAUGGCCGCAUACCUGGGCACAGUCGAUCGUGCUCUCGUUGAGAGAAACCUUCAUCAUGUUGUCCCGGAGUGCACUCCUGUGGCCUCAUGGUUUGAUCCCCCGGACACGAUGCGGGCCAAUCAUGUAUCCUGGGCGGACGAUUACGCCAAUCUACAGUGCGCUGAGUCGGAGGCAGAACUGCAUGAAGUCAUCCCAGCUGCAGCUACACUGCACCUGGAGUUGGCCACCGCGGUAGGGGUAGAGCUCACCUUUGCGGUUGAUAAGUCUGCCGUCCUACUCCCCAGUCUCUGUCGGCACCCUGUUGGUGUAGUGUCCCAGCUCAACCCCAAGGGUCUUCCGGGGUAUGAGCUACGGGAUUCACUUUCUGGCCGAGCCCACUUUCUUCCUGCAGUUGAUGUGUACCGCCAUCUUGGAGGCAUCGUCACUUCCAAUUGUUCUGCGGCGACAGAGGUUGCAUACCGACAUUCGCAAGCUCUUUCCACCUUGCGGCCACUGCGGAAGAAGCUCUUCGGGUCUGCUAGUGUCCCUCUCACUAUCCGAGUGCAUCUGCUGCGUUCAUUGGUCCUUUCCAGGUUCGUCUUUGCCAAUGCUGUCACUGACCUGACCUGCGCGGUGCACCGCCGCACAUGGUGUCGUCACUAUGUCGCGUUGUGGCGGUCUCUUUACCGGCGGAAGGAUGCAGAGGAACACGUGCAUAGCUACCGAGUGCUUUUACACGCCGGUGCUACUUCACCGCUACUUGCCUUGGCGGUUGCUCGAGCUGUGUUUCUCCGGCGACUGCUCGCCACUGGGCCUGUGCAGCUGCUUCAGAUGCUGCAUUCCCACUGGUGCCUGCGCCCGGCCAAUGCCUGGCUGACCAUGCUUGAAGGGGAUAUUCGUGCGGUCGCUGCCUAUAGUGAGGCUGCCAGAUUGAUCCUUGCUAUGCCAUGCCCGGUUCUCGCCUUGCUUGAGAAAGCCCGUUCGGAUGAGCAAUGGUGGCCAGCCCAGGUUAAACACGCUGUGAAGGGCUUUGGCGAAGAUCUACAGCGUUGGAGUUUGACACCGGACAAGCCUGUCGCACCGCCUACCGCUGUGGAUUUGCCGUUCAAGUGUCGAUGGUGCCCUGCCUCUUUUCGGCUACACAAGCAUGUUGCUGUGCAUGAGGCGCGAGCGCAUCAGUCCUUUGCUCCUUCGCGUCAUUUUGCCCACACCCCUUACUGCUUAGCGUGCCACAAGUGGCUCCACUCCGUGGUGCGGGUGCAGUACCAUCUUAAGCAACACUCCCGUUGUCUUGAGCGCUGUGCUGCUGUUAUCGCGCCAAUGGACCAUGAGCAGAUCAGGGAGGCUGAGGCCGACGAUCGAGCUCGCGACCGGGCGCGAAAAUGUGGCCACUGGCACAAGCACAUCUCUGUCCAGCCACCUUUGUCCUUCUUCGGACCCCGUCUUCCCUCCUACGCGGAGGCCACGGAUGGCCUUGACGAAUCCGAGCUCACUCUUCGUCGCAUUCAAACUCUGUAUCGCCCCUCGAAUGAGGUGCAGGAGUGGGUGUCGGUUCUCUGCACCGGGGCCGUUUACUGGGUGCACUCCACAAAGAAGAAGCCUGAUGAGGCGAGCCAGCUGCGCCAGAUGCUUUGGGGCAUCCAGUUCCAGCCUUUUCGCCAGCAGCAGCAGCUCAUCAUCGGGGCCGUUGGCUGCUUAGGGCUCCUACUGCUGGUUGCUGCUGCCGUGAGGCUGGGGCCCUUGGCAGCAGCCCUGGCUUUCGCGGUGGCCUCCCUGGGGCUCCGGCCGCUCUGGCCCCUUGUUUUGGGGAAGCUCCGGCGACUGCGCGCCCGGACGCUCCUCUCCUCCAACGAGAGUUCGCCCGUUCCGGAUCUGGAGCCCUGCGAAGCGAAACUGCCCGUCUGGAUCGUGACAGGCUUUCUGGGCAGUGGGAAGACCACCCUGGUGAACCACAUCCUUCGGCAAGGCCAUCGGCUCCUAGUCAUCCAGAAUGAGACGGGAGACACAAGCCUAGAUGCCGAGCUGGUUAUCGAGGCCGCCGGAGAGGAGAACGUCAUGUUGAUCAAUGGAUGUGCUUGUUGUCAAAUUCGGCGUGACCUUCGAGAUCUUCUCUGCCGAGUGAGGGACAAGGGCAUGGGUGACGUGGAAGGCAUCGUCAUCGAGUGCUGCGGCCUGGCGGAUCCUCGUGCUGUGGUCCAAACCUUCCUCCUCGACGAGGAGAUGAAGAGGAGUCUACAGAUCCAAGAGGUCAUUGCAGUCAUCGAUGCUGCGCACGUCGCCCGGCAUUUGCUGGCCAGCGCCUCCACCCCGGCCGCACGGCUGGUGGAGGUGCAGAUCGCCUUUGCCAGCGUACUCCUACUGAACAAGAUUGAUCAGUGCGAAGAUUUCGAUGCCCUUCGUCCGGCCAUAAGGGCGAUCAACUCUGUGCAGAUCUUUCCGUGCACCUACUGCGAGGUGGACUUCACUGCGUUGUUGAGCGCCGGAGCCGGAAAAGGCCCGUGCGCAAAGCCAUGGCGUCAUGAUGGAGGGUGGUCACCUUUCCGGGCUCUUACUGAGGACAUCCAACUGCGGAGCAUCUGUGUACCUCACGACGAGGAGAGGCUGCCUUCUCCAGAGGGACCGCUGCCAGAUCGUCCGCAGAUUCGCUGCAUCUCCGUGCGCGUCUGGGGCAGCCUGGAGCUUGAUGCCUUCAACCGCUGGGUGCUGCGGACGCUGCAAGACAUGGAUGUGAUGCGAGCCAAAGGGGUUCUGGCCAUCUCGGGCUAUGAUGCCAAGUUUGCGUUUCAAGCAGUCCAUGUGGCUUUCGACGGUACCGUCGCCCUUGCAUCAAAGUGGGGAAAGGACGAGAGACGUUUCUCAGAGGUGGUGAUCAUCGGCUUCGAAGUACGGGCUGAUUUAAUCGAGCACGGACUCAAGCGCUGUAGAGCUUAG
Symbiodinium sp. CCMP2592 is the source of this 6882-nucleotide messenger RNA. Lineage: Eukaryota; Dinophyceae; Suessiales; Symbiodiniaceae. The record is from the annotation of a GenBank genome assembly.